Seriola dumerili (greater amberjack) is the source of this 1506-nucleotide messenger RNA. RefSeq names its product solute carrier family 43 member 3-like (gene slc43a3a). Bases 1 to 1506 code for a protein of 501 amino acids. The transcript has 12 exons. NCBI's taxonomy places the organism in Eukaryota, Metazoa, Chordata, Actinopteri, Carangiformes, Carangidae. Gene Ontology annotation, molecular function: transmembrane transporter activity. Gene Ontology annotation, biological process: transmembrane transport. The record is from RefSeq and is a predicted model, not a curated record.
AUGCAGGGACACGAGGUUGGGACCAGGAUGCUCUACCGGCUGACUCUGGCCUCUGGGAUGCUGGAGUGUCUGUGCUUUGCCGGCGCUGUGUUUGGUUAUGCCUCUCUGGUGUUUGUGCUGAAGGAGGAUGGAUACUUCAGUUACCUGUGUGACACUGUCCCAGGUACCAACGGCACGCUGACUACCACAGACUGUAGUCGGCAGGACGAGAAGUUCUCUCUGGUCUUCACCAUCGCCUCGUUCCUCAACAACUUCAUGAAUCUCGCCAAUGGCUACCUGUUUGAUCGGUUUGGCACCAUGGUGACCAGGCUGCUGGGAAUAUGUUUGUACACUACUGGAACACUUCUUGUGGCCUUCUCUAGUGCAGCGUUUUCAGAGCUGCUUUUUCCUGCCUUGUCCUCCAUCGCUGUGGGAGGAAUUCUGCUGCUCCUAACUAACAUGCAGGUGGGCAACCUGUUCGCAGCUCACCGCUCCACCAUCAUCACCCUGUACAACGGUGCCUUUGACUCCUCCGCCGCUGUGUUUCUCAUCAUCAAGGUUCUGUACGAACAGGGAAUCAGUCUCCGCUCCUCCUUCCUCGUUUUGUCCUUCUGCAGCAUCAUUCACCUGGUGAGGACCGUCCUGCUGAUGCCCAGAACCCACAUCCCGUACCCUCUGCCACAACACUACACCUACGGAGUGAAUUGUGGAAAGGCCAACACGUACAGCGUGGAGCAGUUUGACAGGAUUGGGGAAGACAGGAUGACAGAGUUACAGGAGUCCAGUGGAAGGGACAACGCACCAGCAGCAGCACCUGAGGACGGGACGGAAGCCCGAGACUCUGCAAAAGCGGCGAGUUUCCGGAGCUGUGUGUUGUCCUGGUUCUUCCUGUGGCAUCUGCUGUGGUUGUCCAUCAUGCAGCUGAGACACUACCUCUUCAUCGGCACACUCAACCCCAUGCUCAACCGCCUGGCAAACAACGAUCCCAGCCUGGUAAGUCAGUACACCAAUGCUUUUGCCAUCACCCAGCUGUGUGGAGUGCUGUGUGCUCCGUGGAAUGGACUCAUCAUGGACAGACACAAGGGAAAGCCUCUCGCUCCUGGAGAAACCGAGCGGGAGGCAGACCUGCGCUCCUCCUCUCUGUCUCUGUUCCUGACCUCCCUGCAGUGCCUGCUCUUCUCCGUGUGCGCCUCCGUCAGUCUCCUCCCUCUGCAGUAUCUCACCUUUGUUCUACAAGUCCUCAAUCGCUCCUUCCUCUACGGCGGAAACGCAGCCUUCAUCAGCAUUGCUUUUCCAGCCUGUCACUUUGGGAAGCUGUACGGCCUGGUGAUGUCCAUUUCUGCUGUCGUCUCUCUGCUGCAGUACCCCUGCUUCGCCCUCAUCAAAGGAGCUCUGGGUGGAGACCCCUUUUUUGUGGACAUUGCUCUGACUCUCCUCACUCUGCUGGUGUUUAUCCAUCCUGUCUACAUCUUCAUCCACUGCAGGAAACUAACCCGCCACAGGGAGGACAAUGCCCAGACUGGCUGA